CACCUUCAAUUCCUUCAAACCUCCUAUUGCGCUGUUGCUGCCAACUCGCCUGCCUCGCCACACUGCCACCGCCCACCAGUGCUAUCGGCCACCUGUUGUCUUCAGAUGUGCAUCACUCAUCAUCGUCGCCCUACCUCUUAUUUCCACUGGCAGUGGCGCGUGGACGUCGUGGGAUGGGGGUGGCCGACAACAUUGGUGAGAGGCGUCGGCUUGGUGAGGCAGGUUGCAACGACACAGUACGAGGUUUUGUUGGGCUUUGUGGAGUCGUUUGAGAUGGCAGAAGACGGGAAGUUCCGAAUUGAGAAGUUCGAUGGUACAGAUUUCAGUUGGUGGAAGAUGCAAAUUGAAGAUUUGCUGGUUCAGAAAGAUUUGGACGUGGUUUUGGGUGACAAGCCAGAAAAGAUGUCGGAUGCAGAUUGGGCAGGUUUGGAUCGGAAAGCUAUACAAAGGAGUCAGUCGAAGACUCGUGACAGCUCAGGUGUAACGUGCUGGAAGUGCAAGGAGGUAGGGCAUUUUAGGAAUCAAUGUCCGAAUGAUAAGAAAGUAAACAUUGCUCAAGGCUCUGCGAGUGACGAGGAGGUCGCUCUGACUUGCUGUGAGGAAAGCAAUGUGGAUUCCUGGGUCAUGGAUUAUGGUGCUUCAUUUCAUGCCACCCACAGCGGUGAAGCAUUGCAGAAUCUGGUUAUUAGAGACUUUGGAAAGUUGGACGAACACGAACACGAGGUGAAGUUCAGAGAUGGGCAGUGGAAGAUCGUGAAGGGAAAUCUUGUCAUGGCCCGUGGAAAGAAGAGAGGUUCGUUGUACAUGGUCGGGUUACCAUCUCAGGGAGUGACCAUCCCAGUUCAGAAGAGAAACAAAGUCCGGUUCACAGAGUCUCGUGGGCAGAAUAAGGUUGUCUGUGCAAGAGAGAAACCUAGAGGCAUUGGUCAGACUCAGGAUGAACGAGCGUGGAAAGGUUCAAGGGGGCCAGUCAGAGGUAUUUAUGGCAGUGGGAGCUCAAGAGGCGCUUCAGCCAAGUUGCCUAGAAGACAGUGGGUCAGGAGAACCAGUAUUCCAGUUGUUGGAACAUCUCCAGAAAAUUUCUUGCCGAGUAUGGAGAGUGUUUGUUCUCAGGAUGUUCUAGGAUCCGGCAGUGUGCGUCUGCAGUGGGAGCCGGUAGGGACCGAAGACGAGUCAGGGGCAGAUUUUGCCGUGACUGAUGUGUUGGAGCUUGGGAGAGCUUCAACGGGCCUUUCAGUUGUCUGAUGAUAGGGCCGCUGCAACAGGAGAACUGAGGAAGAUUACUCGAUGUACAGGCGAUCAUGGCGGAUGGCAGUUGAUGUUUAUCAAGCCUCCAAGUGGGAGAAUGUUGGGCUUUGUGGAGGCUUGUUUGUCGGCCCGGCCCAGUUGUGCGUAGCCCUAGUUUUUUUCCCCUAUAUAUAGAGGGCUUGUACUUGUAAUCUGUACCACAAGUGAAAUAAGAAAAUCCUCCUGUUGUA
Cuscuta campestris is the source of this 1478-nucleotide messenger RNA. NCBI's taxonomy places the organism in Eukaryota, Viridiplantae, Streptophyta, Magnoliopsida, Solanales, Convolvulaceae. The record is from the annotation of a GenBank genome assembly.